AUGAAAAUUGUUCCUACAAAGAAAUUAGGUGAUAAUUUGGUCAAGAAGAGAGAAGGAGAUCUCUGGAAUCUGAAACCAGUGAGAAUCAUCAUCGUCAUCACUAUGCUCGCCAUGAGAACUGGAACUACGGAAGCUUCAAUGGCCAAAUCAAACCCUAACCCAGAAGUAAAAGGAAAACCAAAGGUCUCUCUCUACGAACAAUGCAGAGAAGAGAGGAUCAAGGAGAAUCUUCAGAGGAUGCAAAACCUCGGCAUCUUAAAUCUCGCCCGAAAACUCAAAUCGGAGACCCGACCCGUCAAAAGACCUUACGGUAACUCCAAUCCGGGUCAGAAAUCGACUCCUCCGACUCAGCCUUCCCGGCGAUCUUCUCGGUUGGAGAAUACAACUCCUGUUGUCUACACUGAUGGCGUCUAUAAGAAGGGCAACAAAUCUAAGAGAGAGUGUGUGAUGAUUGGUGAAGGCUCAAGGCUCGAGGUUUACACAGAGGAACACGAGAAGCUGCUUGGGAACACAGAACGGAGCUGGACCUUGUUUGUUGAUGGCUACGACAAGGAUGGAAAACGGAUUUAUGAUCCGGUCAAUGGCAAAACUUGUCACCAAUGCAGGCAGAAAACGCUUGGUCAUCGCACACAGUGCAGUGAAUGUGACAUGGUCCAAGGACAAUUCUGUGGAGAUUGUUUGUUCAUGAGAUAUGGUGAACAUGUGCUCGAAGCUCUGGAGAAUCCGAACUGGACUUGCCCCGUUUGUCGCGGGAUUUGCAACUGCAGUUUGUGCAGGAAUCAUAAAGGAUGGGUUCCUACUGGUCCGGUCUACAGAAGGAUUGCUAAACUCGGGUACAAGUCUGUUGCGCAUUACCUGAUUCAAACUAAACGCGCGGAAACCGCUGAUGAAGAUGAUGAUGAUGCCACCCCGAACCAAGCUUCUGCAAAGAGAUCACUUUCGUUUCAAGAAGCUAAACCACUUCCUCAGAUUGCUGCUGCUGAUGAUCUCUCUGAGCAAGUACCAAAGGUUCAGAAUAUGGAAAUGAAGAAUGGCGAUUCAUUGAUGAAAGAGGAAGAUGAAAACACAAAGGAGGCUCCGAACUCAGCGAAAAGGUCACUUAGCUUCUUCUUGCCUUCUGUGGAUGAUCAUCAAACUUUAUUUGUUGAUGAUCAUCAAACUUUAUUUGUUGACGAUCAUGGCAUUGGUUAUCUCGAGCCGCCAAAACAGGAUAAACAAGAACACUCAUGUGCUCACAUUGGUGAUGAUCCGGUUCAAGAAACGACGGUCCAAAACUCGGAUUUGGUUACAAGACCAGAUAGUAUCUUGCUUCCUGGGGAAAACCAGUCUCUUGAGGAUGAUCAAACUCCAUGGGUUGAUGUUCAGGUCUUGAGUGAUCUUGAGCUGACAAAGCAGGAUAAACAAGAACAUGAUGAUCUUCCAAUAGUUCAAGAAAGGACAGAACAUAUCUCGAAUGGUUACUUCCUUAAUGGGGAAAGCCAGACUCUUCUUGGGGUCGAUGUUCAGGUCCUCAGCGAUGAGACAGAGACCAGUGGUAACUCAGGGAAUACUCAAGAAACGAAAAGUAAGAGGAAAGCAUCUCUCGAACCCAUUGACUCAGGGAGUACUCAAGAGAAAAGGAAUAAGAGCAAGAGCAUGAGGAGAGACAAUGGCUCCGAUUCACCAAUCGAUGUCAGAAGAAAAGCUUCGAUGCUUCGGAAACUGUACGAGGAUAAGCUCAGGGAAGCUCUCGAAGAAGCGUCCGAGAACGGGUCGCUCUUCAAAUCCCAAGACAUGGAGAAAGAGAAUCAGGAAGACGAGAGCUUGGGCCGGUCUAGAUCCCUGGCUAGGCUCCACGCGCAACGCGAGUUCCUGCGCGCGACCGCUUUAGCCGCGGAACGCGAUUUCGAGUCCGAAGACGCCAUUCCUCAGCUCCUCGAAGCUUUCAACAAGUUCCUCACAAUGUACCCAAAGUACGAGACUUCCGAGAAAAUCGAUCAGCUGAGAUCUGAUGAGUAUGCUCACUUGUCAGAUUCCAAGACUCUGCACUAUUGGGACUCUUGUACGUUUAGCGUCUCUGAGAUCACUGCGAAUUUGAGUAACCAUGCGCUUUACGGCGGAGCUGAGAGUGGAACCGUGGAACACGAUCUCAAGACGAGGAUAAUGAAUUAUCUCAACAUCCCUGAGAGUGAGUACGGUCUUGUUUUCACCGAGAGCAGAGGCUCUGCGUUUAGGCUGCUUGCGGAUUCUUACCCUUUCCACACGAACAAGCGGCUCUUGACGAUGUUCGACCACGAGAGCCAGUCUGUGAACUGGAUGGCUCAGACCGCGAGGGAGAGAGGGGCUAAAGCUUACAACGCGUGGUUCAAGUGGCCGAGCUUGAAGCUGUGUUCGACUGAUUUGAAGAAGCGUUUGUCUCACAAGAAGAGGAAGAAGAAAGAUUCAGCUGUUGGGCUGUUUGUGUUCCCUGCGCAGUCUCGAGUCACGGGCUCGAAGUACUCUUACCAGUGGAUGGCUCUGGCUCAGCAGAACAACUGGCAUGUGUUGCUUGAUGCUGGCUCUUUAGGUCCCAAAGACAUGGACUCUCUCGGGCUAUCGUUGUUUCGACCAGAGUUUAUCGUCACCUCGUUCUACAAAGUGUUUGGUCAUGAUCCCACGGGUUUUGGCUGUUUGUUGAUCAAGAAGUCUGUGAUGGGUAAUCUUCAGAGUCAGUCUGGGAAAACAGGAUCAGGGAUGGUGAAGAUCACGCCUCAGUAUCCGUUAUAUCUCAGCGAUUCGAUUGAUGGCUUGGACGGAUUGGUUGGUCUUGAAGAUGGUACGAAUGGUUAUAAGGCUGAAGCCACCUCGGAAACUGCUCGGAAAGGAGCUCAGAUGCCGGUUUUCUCCGGUGCAUACACAUCAGCUCAAGUGAGAGAUGUGUUUGAAGCAGAGCUCUUGGAAGAUAACAUCUCUGACAGAGACGGGACUAGUAGUACCAUAUUCGAAGAAAACGAGAGCGUUUCGGUCGGAGAACUGAUGAAAAGCCCUGCUUUUAGUGAAGAUGAGUCGUCUGAUAACUCGUUCUGGAUCGAUUUGGGUCAGAGUCCUCUCGGUUCCGACCGUGCGGGUCACAAGGCGUCUCCGUUGCCGCCGUUUUGGUUCACCAGCAAACGGCAGUCGCCGAAACCGUUAGCAAAGAGUCCUAUGUAUGAUGGUAAAGAUGUCCUCUCGUUUGAUGCUGCGGUUAUGUCAGUUAGUAGUACUCAGGAGACAAACUCAACGCCGUCACGGAGGAGCUCUAAUAAUAAUCUCCAAAUGCAAGAGAUACAGGAAGAAAACAACUUUGUGUAUCGAGCAGGGUCUGGUUUCGGAUCGAAUGGCUCGAGCUCCAAGGUUUCCUCGGAUAUGAGAGAGAACGCGAUUAGAAGAGAGACUGAAGGAGAGUUUAGGUUAUUGGGAAGAAGAGGUGCUGGUGGGAGGCUUCUUGGUGUUGAAGAUGAACAACCGAGCAGAGGAACACGCGUUUCGUUUAACAUGGACAGAGUGAGUCAUAGUCUUGACCAAGACCAGGGUGAAGCUUCUCUGGCCUGUGUCUAUGACGAAAGCGAUGGCGAGAACCAGAAUGAGGAAGAUUGGGACAGAAGGGAACCGGAGAUUGUUUGCAGCCAUAUCGAUCAUGUGAAUAUGUUAGGCCUUAGUAAAACCACAAGUAGACUCAGGUUUCUGAUUAACUGGCUUGUGAUCUCUUUGCUGCAACUGAAAGUGCCUGAACCAGGCGGCGACGGUGGUAGCAGCAGAGCGAUGAAUCUUGUGCAGAUAUAUGGUCCCAAGAUAAAGUACGAGAGAGGAGCAGCGGUUGCUUUCAAUGUGAAAGACAAAAGCAGAGGCUUUGUGAGUCCAGAGGUUGUUCUGAAACUCGCUGAGAGAGAAGGUGUGUCUCUUGGUAUUGGUAUCUUGAGUCACAUAAAGAUAAUGGAUAUCCCAAGGAAUCAUCGUGGAGGCAGCGCUAGGAUUAAAGAAGACAGCUCUUUGCAUCUGCAGAGGGAAGCUGGUAACAAGCGAGGCGGGAGAAACGGGUUUGUGAGAUUUGAGGUUGUCACAGCUUCUCUCAGCUUUCUGACAAACUUUGAAGAUGUUUAUAAGCUUUGGGCUUUUGUAGCAAAGUUCUUAAACCCUGGUUUCAGCAGAGAAGGCUCGCUUCCGACUGUAGUUGAAGAAGAAGCUGAAGAAGAUUCAGAGACGUGA
This is a messenger RNA of Thlaspi arvense, 4203 nucleotides long. The record is from the annotation of a GenBank genome assembly. Lineage: Eukaryota; Viridiplantae; Streptophyta; Magnoliopsida; Brassicales; Brassicaceae.